Molecule: messenger RNA, 1977 nt
Organism: Vicia villosa (hairy vetch)
Lineage: Eukaryota; Viridiplantae; Streptophyta; Magnoliopsida; Fabales; Fabaceae
Product: protein DETOXIFICATION 40-like
Exons: 6
Coding region: 75-1643 (522 amino acids)
Biological process (GO): xenobiotic detoxification by transmembrane export across the plasma membrane
Cellular component (GO): membrane
Molecular function (GO): antiporter activity; xenobiotic transmembrane transporter activity
Source: RefSeq, a predicted model, not a curated record
CACAGAUAUCAAACUUUCAUCAUACACAGAUUCAUUUGCGUUUGUGGCUAACCCUCACACCAAAUAUUCACCAAAUGGAUACCACUUCUGAUCAUGUCCACAAAGAUAUUGAUGAACCAUUGCUAGAACCUAAUGAACCAACACCACCACAACUACCAACAUCCUUCACACAUUCUUUUGGUUCAAAACAUGAAUCAGAUGGUGAACUCGAAAGAAUACUCUCAGACACAAGUGUUCCUUUUGUUAAACGUCUUAGACUUGCUACAUGGGUUGAGUUUAAGAUGCUUUUUUACCUUGCUGCCCCUGCUGUUAUUGUGUACCUUGUCAACAAUGUUACGUCAAUGUCCACUCAAAUAUAUUCUGGUCAUCUUGGUAAUUUGGAGCUUGCUGCUGCUUCUCUUGGAAAUAAUGGGAUACAAGUCUUUGCUUAUGGUCUCAUGUUAGGCAUGGGGAGUGCAGUUGAGACACUAUGUGGACAAGCAUUUGGUGCAAAAAAAUAUGACAUGUUAGGCAUAUAUUUGCAAAGAUCCACAGUUCUUCUCACACUAGCUGGUUUAAUAUUGACUCUACUAUACAUAUUCUCCAAACCACUUUUGAUAUUUCUAGGAGAAUCUCCAGAAAUUGCAUCAGCAGCAUCACUUUUUGUCUAUGGUCUAAUCCCACAAAUAUUUGCCUAUGCUGUAAACUUUCCAAUCCAAAAAUAUCUUCAAGCACAAAGCAUAGUUGCACCAAGUGCAUACAUAUCAACAGCAACAUUGUUUAUUCACCUUAUAAUAAGUUACCUUGUUAUAUACAAAAUUGGACUUGGUUUAUUGGGUGCAUCAUUGGUUUUGAGUUUCUCUUGGUGGAUAAUUGUGAUAGCACAAUUUGUUUAUAUUGUCAAGAGUGAAAAGUGUAAACAUACAUGGAAAGGGUUUAGUUUUCAAGCCUUUACAGGGUUAGGAGAGUUUUUCAAAUUGUCAGCUGCAUCAGCAGUGAUGCUGUGUUUAGAGACUUGGUACUAUCAAAUAUUGGUUUUGCUUGCUGGGUUACUUCCUCAUCCUGAAUUGGCUCUUGAUUCUCUCUCUAUUUGUACUACAGUAUCUGGAUGGACGUUCAUGAUCUCAGUUGGAUUUAACGCAGCUGCAAGUGUUAGAGUGAGCAAUGAAUUAGGAGCAGGAAAUCCAAAAUCAGCCUCAUUUUCUGUUUUGGUGGUGACAGUGAUUUCUUUUAUAAUAUCAGUUAUUAUAGCACUUGUGGUUCUUGCUUUAAGAGAUGUCAUAAGCUAUAUCUUCACCGGCGGAGAAGAGGUUUCUGCCGCUGUCUCAGAUCUUUGUCCUCUCCUCGCUCUUGCCAUCGUCCUCAAUGGCGUUCAACCUGUCUUAUCUGGGGUGGCUGUUGGAUGUGGAUGGCAAAGCUUUGUUGCAUAUGUAAAUGUUGGUUGUUAUUAUGGAAUUGGCAUACCUUUGGGUUCAGUUCUCGGUUUCUAUUUCAAAUUCGGUGCCAAGGGAAUAUGGUUGGGAAUGUUAGCUGGGACAGUUUUGCAAACCAUUAUUUUAGUGUGGUCUACAUUUCGAACCGAUUGGAGUAAAGAGGUUGAAGAAUCAAGAAAGAGGUUGAACAAGUGGGAGGACAAGACUGAUGAGACACUCCUUAAGAACUGAGAGGCCCUUUGUUUUGCAAUUUGAUUAAGAUGUCAUUAGUCCAAAUGAAUCAGUGCUGUGAUAUAUGAUUAAGCAAUUUUUUCUUCUUUCUUUGAAAAGUGAGAAACUAUAAAAAUUAUGUUAAUGUCAUGUAAAAUUCAGUGUAUGAUUGAUUGUGUUCAUAUAGUUGCGAGGAAGUGGUGUAUAUUUGUUGGCAAUGCAUAUGAUCAGAAGAAUGCAUUAUGCUAGGGAUGGUAUGGUAUGGUGUGUUUGUGGUUUGCUAUCUAUUGUAAAUUGUUGAAUAAAAUUAUGUGGAUUAAUUUAUCCAUUUUUAAUGUAUGAUUUAUGUUCUAAA